UCUAUUUUGCUGCACUCAAGAUGGCAUUCAUGUCAGCUAGAAAAUGCAUUGGUCUGGAUGGUUGUUUCUUGAAGGGGGUAUGCAGGGGUCAAUUACUUAUUGCAGUGGCCAAAGAUGGCAAUAAUCAAAUGCUUCCACUUGCUUGGGCUGUAGUUGAAAAUGAGAACACAAACAGUUGGAGUUGGUUUAUUUCUCUGUUGCAAGAAGAUUUGGGAUUAGGAGAUGGAACAAAUUUCACCAUUAUGUCAAACAUGCAAAAGGGACUGAAUUUAGCUAUUAAGAAGUUGUUGCCAGCUUGUGAGGAAAGAAGGUGUGCUAGGCAUAUACUAGCAAAUUGGUCACAGAAUUGGAAAGGGCUGCAAAGGAAGAAGCUGUUCUGGAAGUGUGCUAGAAGUACUUUGAAGCUGAAUUCAGAGAAAAUAUGGAAGAGCUGUCUAAACUAG
Molecule: messenger RNA, 443 nt
Organism: Solanum verrucosum
Lineage: Eukaryota; Viridiplantae; Streptophyta; Magnoliopsida; Solanales; Solanaceae
Exons: 2
Coding region: 21-443 (140 amino acids)
Source: RefSeq, a predicted model, not a curated record